AGACUCACUUCGGGAGGGUGCAGUGAACUCGGGUCAUUAGUCGUCGAGAGAGAAGAGAGGAGAAGAGCAAAGAAGAGAGAGAGAGAGAGAGAGAGAGAGAGAGAGAGAGCCAUGCACUCCUUUCGAAGACUGGUGUUACUUUUAAUAAUAGCUGUGUUGCACCAGCCAGCCACAGAGCAACAGAUCAUAUCAUUUACUGGUCCGGCCGGCAAGUCAUGCGUGACAUCUAGCGGCUUCCUCGGAAACUGCGUCUCAGCUAGAAAUUGCAAUGUAGAUGGCGCCACCGCUGACGGAUGCCCGCGCUUUACGGUUUGCUGCCUUCGUGUGAGCGGCACCUCCGAUGUGACAACAUCGAGACCGACAACUCGGCCGGUCGUGAUCCGUCCGCCGCCGGUCCAGCACCGCCUCUGCACCUAUCGAGUGCCCGUGACGCCAUCGGCACCCAGUGUGGGACUGUUGGCCAAGGCCGGCCGCAUCAAACGAAGCCCUCAGAGGUCGCCUUUCAGUGACCUCCCUUUACGGCAACAAGCUCAGCUCGGUCGCAAAACCACUCAGAAACAGCCAAAAAAUCAGGCGAACAAACCCCGUCCCUUUUCUCCUCCCCUCUCUCCGCUCCAGCUCAAGCAAAACCCUACACCCAAGCUUCCCAAAACGCGGUCGGCUCGGCUCGGCCUCGGCUUUCUAACCCGGCUUCCCAUCAUAAAGCCAGUAACACAGUUUAUAGCUACGAAAGUGUUGCGAAGAAGUAAAUCAAAACUUGAGAUUGAGUCUACUACUGUGCUUUUCACCAACGGAGUUCCUAUAAAGGGCCCCGGGAGUCAGGGCGCUGGCAUCAUCCGUCCUGGGCCGAGACCCCUUUCAGUCGGUUCAGUCAACGUGAACGACGUCCUUUCCAAGAUCACGCAGAGUCCGAAGCGUCCCGUGGCUCCUCCCAGCAAGCCUGUAGCUACCAACCGACCCGUAGUUACACACCAACACAUUGUGUUCCCCAGCCGACCCCCGCCAGUCCAGUACCGGACCUUCAUAGCUCCCUGCUAACUGAGCAGGGUGGUAGUGUAUCCUGGGAUGGUAGCGCCGCGUUCACUUAUUGUCCGCAAUAUACCUACAUACGACUCAUGCUUAUGCACAUCGUGAUGUACCACGAUGUCACGACUAUGCAUAGCACUGUGUGCUCGGCUAGAUCUUAUUAAGCUACCCGUAGCAGUAGCCAGUACACGAACCGAGAAACUCGUUUGAAAUUCAGCUACACUUUUUGAGCUGUGUGCCUCUCGACUCAUUCAUGUUAUGAGACGUCGUGACGGGCUCGGUCUGUAAAUACUUACGUUCGGCGUAAGUUAGUGUGUUUGUCUGUGUGACUGUAGAUUGUAGAACACUAGCAUCUUGCUUUUGUUGUAUAUCGCAUGUGUCAUGCUGGGAUAAUAAAAAGAGUGCUGGAUACAA
This is a messenger RNA of Amphibalanus amphitrite, 1440 nucleotides long. RefSeq lists its product as uncharacterized. Lineage: Eukaryota; Metazoa; Arthropoda; Thecostraca; Balanomorpha; Balanidae. Bases 112 to 1038 code for a protein of 308 amino acids. The transcript has 2 exons. The record is from RefSeq and is a predicted model, not a curated record.